AUGGACGACGUGCGGGUGCAAUGGCUGGGCGAGCGUCUGCAGCGCGCCCUGGGCCACACCGACCCGACUCCCUUCGAGGAGCUGCUGAACCGCAACGACGGCGAGGAGACGGAGCGGCUGCUCCACUUCCUCAACAUGAGCGCCAGCGCCGAGGACAGCCAGCCCGCCGGCCUCUUCUUCCGCCAGGAGCUGCGCCUCGACGAGAUCGAAGUCGAGAUCGAUGUGCCGUACGAAGAAGGGGUGGAUGAGGAUGAAACGAGUUCGCAGAGAAUGGGGGAGUCUUCCUCAACCUCCAUCAGUGAAGCAAAGAAAAGUUGGAGGAGCAGGAUGUCCGUAAAUGAACAAGCAGAAAGAACCGUGAGCGCGACCCCCUCCAUCGCCUCGGACAGGUCAGGCUUCGCGGAAAUAGAACGCGAACUGGGCAUGUCGCGGCAAAAGCUUCGGACGUACAAAAAAAUUGUGAAGCAAGAAAUUUACAAUCUCUAUUACCACAUGGCGGUGAACGAUAUCCCGGAAGACUUUGUGGAGAGUGACACGGUCUUCUUCCUGAGAGAGACGGCAGAAACGGUGUCGGAACCCAACGACUUGGAAGAAGCUGAGGACGUUUUGCCCGAAGUUUUGGAAUACGGCAUCCUGAACAACAACACUCUGUUGAUGCUCAAACAGAUCUUGGCCCUGGUCUACCUUCCCGCCAUGUCCCACAACCAGUAUGGCUUGGAGGAGAUCAGUGCGCAUGCGGAGUCUGAGAAAGCUGAGGGGGAAGAUUUACAGCUUGCUCAAAAGGGACUGAAGAAGCCGCUGGUGUUCGACAGUUACCACAGCCUGAGGAACGAGUUAUUAAUGAGCAUGCAGAAAUUCCUGAGUCACAUUCAGAGGACCAUCCAGCAGAUUGAAGGGGAAAUUAAGUUAGACAUGCCGACGUUAAGCAUAGAAGGGGACACGAAUGAGCUGGCGAGCGACCCGGAAGUGGUUGAAACAUUGGAAAACCUUGCAAAUGGUUGGCUCGUGUUGAUUGCUUCUGCCAACGAAGAGCUCCAGAGGAAAGUCCCUCAGGGGAACGGUCCACUGGCGGAGAUCGAUCUCUGGCGGGAGAGGAACGCCACUCUGAGUGCCCUGACGGAGCAGGUGAAGCUUCCCACUGUCAAGAAGGUCCUCCAGGUGCUUGAAAUUGCCAACACGGGGAUCGUGGACAACUUGCAGGUGGUUGUCGCCGAACUCUCCAAACACCACGUGGAAGCGGUGGACAACGUCCGGUUUCUCUCCACCCUGGAGCGGCAUCUGAAGAAUUUAACCCAUGGCACCGGGUUCAACGUGGUCUUGGAUACCAUCCCUUCCCUGAUGAACGCUUUGCGGAUGGUCUGGAUCAUUUCGCGGCAUUACAACAAGGACGAGCGGAUGAUCCCUCUCAUGGAACGGAUCGCCUGGGAGAUCUCGGCGAGGGUCUGCAAAGUCGUGGACCUGCGGACUUUGUUCAAAGAAGACAGGCAGUCGGCCAAAAUCAAGAUGGUGGAAGCUAGGCGAACUCUUGAAAUCUGGAAGGAAUCGUAUUUUGACAUCCGGGCCAAAAUCGAAGCGUCGGGAAGAGACGCUCGGUGGGAAUUCGACCGGAAGCGGCUCUUUGAGAAGACAGACUACAUGGCUUUUAUCUGCCAGGAUCUCUACAACGUGUUGCAGGUCAUGGAGGAAUUUUACAACAUCUUUGGGCCUGAGCUGAAAGCUGUGACGGGAGACCCCAAGCGCAUCGACGAAGUCUUGUACCGAGUAGACGGUCUGGUCAGCCCGAUGGAAGUUCUGACCUUUGACCCGUUCAACCUCAGAUCUGUAAACCAGUGGAAGGCGGUGAUGGAGGAGUUCAAGCUGGAGGUUGUUGACAUUGAGAAAGAAGCCAAGAACUUCAUCGACGAGUCCUUCAAGACCCUCCGUUCCGCAGAAGCGGCCUUCGACAUGCUGUUGAAGUUCAAGCACAUCCGUUCCCGGGAGGCCAUCAACAAGCAGAUGAUGAUGAAAUUCAACGAUAUCCUGGCGCAGUAUUGCAAGGAGCUUGAGAUUGUGAACGGCAUUUUCGUCAACAACCUCACCAGCCCUCCGUUGUGCAAGAACCACCCUCCGAUGGCUGGAGCCAUUUACUGGGCACGCUCCCUCUUCUACCGCAUCAAGCACACCAUCAUUCGGUUCCAGGAAGUGGAAGAACUGCUGGCGAGUGAACGAGGAAAGGAGGUGAAGCAAAAAUACCUCGAGGUGGCAAAGAGGAUGAAAGAAUACGAAGACGUGAAGUACAACCAGUGGAGGAACAUCACUGAAGAAAGACUUCCCGUCCUGUUGAAGAAGACUCUCCUGGCUAAAAGUGUACGUUCGGACGAGGUGGAAAGCACCAGCGAGAAGGGGACGCGUUUCGUGGUCAACUUUUCACCCGCCCUUCGGGAGAUUAUCAACGAAACCAAGUACAUGGAGCACCUGGGCUUCCCUGUGCCUGAAAUCGCGAGGAAUGUGGCUUUGCAGGAAGACAAAUUUCUGCGAUACACAGAUAGCAUCAAGCAGAUGCUGGACCACUACCACAAAUUAGUGGCGACCUUGAAUGAAGCCGAGAUGCAGCUUCUGGAUGAGCACAUGCAAGAUCUGUGGCGGGUUUUCCGAUCCGGUUACAAAAGACUCAACUGGAACUCUUUAGGGAUUGGUGACUAUAUUAUACGCUGCACCCAGGCCAUUGGGAAGUUCGAAUCCCUCGUGCAUCAGAUCCACAAGAAUGCCGAGGACAUCAAUAAUAAACUUUUAUUGAUCGAGUCAGCCAACCUGUUCAAAAGCCCUCCUUCGAAAGGAGACGGUCAUCUCCCAGGUGUGAAGGAUUACUUUGAGUUUAUCAAGCGCGAACGAGCCAGGGACAUGGAGCACUUGGUCCGCAAGUACACCUCGGUGGGGCCCCUGCUGACCAAGAUGGAAGGCCUGGUGGUGAACACCAACACCGGGAAAGCCUCGCGGCUCGUGCCGUACUACGCCUAUUGGGAGAAAAAAAUCUAUCAAAGCCUGACCAACUUGGUUCUGAAGAAUUUGCAGUCCUUCAAUGCCGCUGUGGUAGGGGAUACUCCGAUCUUCCAAGCGGAGACCAUUCUGUCUGCCCCCGAGAUCAUCCUCCAGCCGAACAUGGGGGAAAUUGAGAAGAUGAGUGUCCACUGCAUUCGAGACUGUGUGGAAACCACCAAGCUUUUUCUUCGCUGGUUGCAUGGCAGUUGCAUCGAGUGCCCACCCCAGCAAACGGGGGACGACGAACCAGUCAUCUUCAGCUUCUUCAGCGACAUCUCCCAGAACCCGACCAUCAUCGAGCAGGCCAUCCUGAUCACGCAGAACAUGCACAAACUCCUGGCUUCCCUCACCAAAUACCUAAACCGUUGGAAGCGGUACCGUCCCCUCUGGAAGCUGGACAAGGCCAUAGUCAUGGAGAAGUUUGCGGCCAAGAAGCCGCCUUGCGUGGUUUUCGACGAGAAGCUGCAGUUCUACAUGAAGGUGGCCCAGGAGGUCAUGCAGCAGCCCAUGGUCAAAGAUGAGCAGUGCAUCCGCCUGCUGCUGUCCCCGUUGGCCUUCACGGUCCAGGAGAACGCCAGAGGUUGGAUCACUUCCCUUGGGAAGCUACUCAACGAGUCAGCCAAGGAGGUGCUCUACAGUCUCCAAGAAAACAUUGAGAGAUUGUCGCACCAUCUGAAGACUACCCCCAGUACUUUGGAAGAUCUCAAAUUCGUCCUGGGCACCAUAGCCGAGAUCAAACAGAUAUCUCUAGAAGUGGAACUCAAGUAUUUGGAUAUUCAAGAGAGAUACCGGACCUUGGCCAUGUACAAUAUUGUUAUAUCAGAAGAAGAAAAAAGCUUGGUGGAUAAGAUAAAGCUGAUGUGGGAAACUCUUUAUACAGAGGCGUCCGGAGUCGAUCACAACCUGGGCAGCAUCAAAAAGACUUUUACGGAGAUCACAAGGGAGCAGAUUGGAAAUUACAGCAAGGAGAUCGACGACUUCUACCAGCGGUUCGUUACCGAGGGCCCCGGUUCUGUGGGUGAAAAUCUUGAUAGGGGGUUAGAGCUGAUGGUGGUGUUUGAAAGAGAACUGGAGAAGCACGAGAGGAAUCGUCAGGAACUGGCCAACGCCGAAAAGCUCUUCGACCUGCCCAUCACCAUGUACCCCGACAUGAUCAAAAUCCAGAAAGAAAUGAAAGGCCUCAGGCAGAUCUACGAAAUCUAUAAACUGCAGCAGGCCGCCAAAGAGGAAUGGUCUCAGACUCUCUGGGUCAACCUGAACGUCCAGGUGUUACAGGAAGGAAUUGAAGGGUAUCUCAAAACCCUCCGAAAGUUGCCGAAACAAGUCCGUAGCAUGCCGGUGGCCUAUCACCUGGAAGUAAAGAUGAAAUCUUUCAAGGAAGCCAUUCCUCUGCUGCUGGAUUUGAAGAAUGAAGCUUUGCGAGAAAGACACUGGAAGGAGCUGAUGACCAGGACCAAUACCUUUUUCGACAUGGCCACCGAAACCUUCACCUUGGAGAACAUGUUUGCCAUGGAACUGCACAAAUAUAUCGAUGUGAUCAACGAGAUUGUGGGGUCCGCCGUCAAAGAGCUGAGCAUCGAGAAGGGAGUGAAGGAAAUCAUUGAAACUUGGGAGAACAUGAAAUUUACCGUUCAGCGGUACUUCAAAGGGACUCAGGAACGGGGCUUCAUUUUGGGAGCCGUCGAUGAGAUCAUUCAGAUCCUGGACGACAACGCCGUCAACCUUCAAAGUAUCUCUGGAAGCAGAUUUGUGGCGCCUUUUUUGGCCACGGUCCACAACUGGGAGAAAACCCUCUCUUUGAUCGGCGAAGUGAUUGAGAUCUGGAUGAUCGUUCAGCGAAAAUGGAUGUAUCUGGAAAGCAUCUUCAUCGGCGGAGACAUCAGAUCCCAGCUGCCGGAGGAAGCCAAAAAAUUUGACAACAUAGACAGAGUCUUCAAAAGGAUCAUGGGAGAAACGGUCAAAGAUCCGGUGAUCAAGAGGUGCUGCGAAGCUCACAAUCGCCUUAGCGACCUCCAGAACAUUAGCGAUGGGCUGGAGAAAUGCCAGAAGAGUUUGAACGAUUAUCUGGAUUCCAAGCGGAACGCUUUCCCGCGCUUCUUUUUCAUCUCAGACGACGAGCUGCUCAGUAUCCUCGGGAGCAGCGACCCCUUAUGCGUUCAAGAGCACAUGAUCAAGAUGUACGACAACAUAGCUGCCCUGAAGUUUCACGAGGACGACAACGGGAUCAAGAUCGCCACUGCCAUGAUCAGCGCAGAAGGCGAAGUGAUGGAGUUUCGGAAAGCCAUCCCGGCGGAAGGCAGAGUUGAGAACUGGAUGACAGCCGUGCUGGUCGAAAUGCGAAGGACCAACAGGCUGGUCACCAAGGAAGCCAUCUUUCGGUAUUGCGAAGACCGAAGCAGAGUCGAUUGGAUGCUGAUGUAUCAGGGCAUGAUGGUGCUGGCAGCCAACCAGGUGUGGUGGACCUGGGAGGUUGAAGACGUCUUCCGGAAGGUUAAGAAAGGGGAGAAACAAGCCAUGAAGGUCUACGCCAAGAAAAUGCACCAGCAGAUUGACUCGCUGGUGACCCGGAUCACCAAGCCGCUAAGCAAGAACGACAGGAAGAAAUACAACACGGUUCUCAUCAUUGACGUCCACGCGAGGGAUAUUGUUGAUAACUUUGUACGAGACAGCAUUAUGGAAGCCCGUGAAUUUGAGUGGGAAAGCCAGCUGCGAUUUUACUGGGACCGCGAGCCCGACGAACUCAACGUCCGGCAAUGCACCGGGACUUUUUCUUACGGCUACGAAUACAUGGGCUUAAACGGACGCCUGGUCAUCACUCCCCUCACAGACCGGAUAUACCUGACGCUCACCCAGGCCUUGUCCAUGUACCUGGGUGGAGCUCCCGCUGGUCCUGCAGGAACCGGAAAAACGGAGACGACAAAGGAUCUCGCCAAAGCUUUGGGAUUGCUUUGCGUGGUCACCAACUGCGGAGAAGGCAUGGACUUCAAGGCCGUGGGUAAAAUCUUCUCGGGCCUCGCCCAGUGUGGAGCGUGGGGCUGCUUCGACGAAUUCAACCGGAUCGACGCUUCCGUCCUGUCGGUCAUCUCCUCCCAGAUUCAGACGAUCCGAAACGCCCUCAUGAACCAGCUGAAAACAUUUCAGUUUGAAGGGCAAGAAAUCACGCUGGACUCUCGGAUGGGGAUUUUCAUCACCAUGAACCCCGGCUACGCGGGACGAACGGAGCUUCCUGAAUCCGUAAAGGCCCUUUUCAGGCCGGUGGUGGUCAUUGUUCCCGACCUGCAGCAGAUUUGUGAAAUUAUGCUGUUCUCCGAGGGAUUUCUCCUGGCGAAAGUGCUAGCCAAGAAGAUGACUGUGCUGUACAAGUUGGCAAGGGAACAGCUGUCUAAACAACAUCACUACGAUUUUGGGCUUCGGGCUCUGAAGUCUGUCCUAGUCAUGGCCGGAGAACUGAAAAGAGGGUCUUCAGAUCUCCCAGAGGACGUGGUCCUCAUGAGAGCCCUGCGAGAUAUGAACCUCCCCAAAUUUGUCUUUGAAGACGUUCCUCUUUUCCUUGGCUUGAUCGCCGAUCUCUUCCCCGGAUUGGAUUGUCCUCGAGUCCGCUAUCCCAAAUUCAACGACGCAGUGGAAUACGUGCUGGCUGAAGAAGGUUACGUGGUUCUACCUGUCCAGGUGGAUAAAGUGGUCCAAAUGUACGAAACGAUGCUAACGCGACACACCACAAUGGUGGUAGGGCCAACCGGAGGUGGCAAGUCGGUGGUCAUCAACGCCUUGUGCCAUGCUCAGACAAAAUUAGGCCUGCUGACCAAGCUCUACAUCCUGAACCCCAAAGCCAUGAGCGUCAUCGAAUUGUACGGCAUCCUCGACCCCACUACACGGGACUGGACGGAUGGCGUUUUGUCCAACAUCUUCCGGGAAAUCAACAAGCCCACCGACAAGAAAGAGAGACGGUACAUAUUAUUCGAUGGCGACGUCGAUGCUCUCUGGGUAGAAAACAUGAAUUCUGUGAUGGAUGAUAACAAGCUGUUGACUCUGGCGAACGGGGAGCGGAUCCGGCUUCAAACCCAUUGUGCUCUUCUCUUUGAGGUCGGAGACCUACAAUACGCUUCUCCAGCCACCGUAUCACGUUGUGGGAUGGUCUUUGUAGACCCGAAGAAUUUGAGAUACAGGCCUUAUUGGGAUAAAUGGACAAAAGAAAGGAGCAAGCAAGAGAAACAACUGUUGGACAGAUUGUUUGACAAAUACGUGCCUUGCUUGAUCGAAAUGAUUGUCGAAGGGAUUGUGGACGGACGGCAAGGAGAAAAAAUGAAGAUGAUUAUCCCGCAGACGGAUCUGAACAUGGUGACUCAGUUGAGCAUGAUGCUCGAUUCGCUGAUUGAGACUGAAGUGGAGGAUCCCGAUAUACUUGAAUGCUACUUCCUGGAAGCCAUUUACUGCUCCUUGGGAGCCAGCCUCCUUGAAACAGGCAGGGGGAAAUUUGAUGACUUCAUUAAACGCAUCUCUUCCAUGUCAACCAUCAACGACGAGAUGAUUUUAGCGAAACCGGGAGAAUUGCCAGGGCAGCUGCCCACCUUGUACGAUUUCCACUUUGACGGGCGCACGAAAAGGUGGGUGCCCUGGAGCAGCUUGGUCGCGCAGUACCACCACUCGCCUGUAGUGAGAUUUAUCGACAUCCUAGUUCCAACUGUGGACACGACCCGGACCACUUGGCUCCUGGAGAAGAUGGUGAAGAUCAAGCGGCCGAUGGUUCUGGUAGGAGAAUCGGGGACCUCCAAGACGGCCACGACGCAGAACCUGCUCAGGAAGCUGAACCCGGACACAAACGUGCUACUGGUGAUCAACUUCUCCUCUCGCACCACCUCCAUGGACAUUCAGCGGAACAUGGAAGCCAACGUGGAGAAGCGGACCAAGGAAACGUACGGGCCUCCCAUGGGCAAACGGCUCCUGGUCUUUAUGGAUGACAUGAACAUGCCUCGGGUGGAUGAAUACGGCACCCAGCAGCCCAUCGCUCUGUUGAAACUGCUGCUGGAGAAGGGCGCCUUGUACGACCGGGGGAAGGAGAUGAACUGCAAAUACCUCCGCGACUUGGGCUUCAUUGCCGCCAUGGGCAAAGCCGGGGGCGGCCGUAACGAAGUGGACCCGCGCUUCAUUUCGCUCUUCAGCGUGUUCAACGUGCCCUUCCCUUCGGAAGUGUCCCUGCACUUGAUUUAUGCCUCCAUUUUGAAAGGGCACCUGGCGACCUUUGACGAGUCCAUCUCUGCCAUUGCGGACAAAAUCACCACCUGUACUCUGACCCUUUACGAAACCAUCGUCCGCGACCUGCCACCAACGCCUUCAAAGUUCCACUACAUCUUUAACCUGCGCGAUCUCUCCAGGGUGUACAACGGGUUGGUUCAAACCACCCCAGAACGGUUCCAGACAGUCACCCAGAUGGUGAGGGUGUGGAGGAACGAAUGCCUGCGGGUUUUCCACGACCGGCUGAUCAACAAGGCAGACAAAGCCCUGGUUCAAGGCCACAUACAACACCUGCUAGAAGCGAAUUUCAAAGACUCGGCUGAAAAUGCAAUCAGGGACCCCAUCCUGUUUGGAGAUUUCCGAAUGGCCCUGAACGAGGGGGAGCCUCGCGUUUACGAAGACAUCCAAGAUUAUGACGCAGCCAAAGCUCUCUUCCAGGAGAUUUUGGAAGAAUACAAUGAAGUGAACACGAAGAUGAACCUCGUGCUGUUCGACGACGCUCUGGAGCACUUGACGCGGGUUCAUCGUAUCAUCCGGAUGGACCGGGGCCACGCCCUGCUGGUAGGCGUCGGUGGCUCCGGAAAGCAGUCCUUGGCGAGAUUAGCAGCCUACACCGCCGGAUGUGAGGUCUUUGAAAUAGUUCUCAGCCGAGGAUACAGCGAGAACAAUUUACGGGAAGACCUCAAGAUUCUCUACACGAGGCUCGGGAUCGAGAAUAAAGUCAUCGUCUUCCUCUUUACGGAUGCCCACGUGGCAGAAGAAGGAUUCCUGGAGCUCAUCAACAACAUGUUAACCUCAGGCAUCGUCCCAGCCUUGUACGCGGAUGACGAGCGGGACAACAUCCUCAGUCAAAUCACCCAGGAAGCCAUGAAAACGGGCAUCGCGCCAGCCAAAGAGAGCGUCUGGCAGUACUUUGUCAACAAGAGCGCCAACAACCUCCACAUUGUCCUCGGGAUGUCCCCUGUGGGGGAGACCCUGAGAACUCGCUGCCGAAAUUUUCCAGGCCUCGUCAACAACACCGGCAUCGAUUGGUUCCUGCCCUGGCCUCCUCAAGCUCUGUAUGCCGUUGCAAAGUUCUUUUUGGGGAACAACCCGCUCAUCCCCUCGGAGCACACCGAGGAGCUGAUCGCCCACAUCGUCAUGGUCCACGGUUCGGUCGGCGUCUACAGCAAGAAAUUCCUGCAGAAGCUCAGGAGGAGCAAUUACGUCACGCCCAAGAAUUACCUGGAUUUCAUCAACACUUACACCAAGCUGCUGGAGGACAAGAAUCAUUUCAUUUUGGCUCAAUGCAAGCGCCUGGAAGGCGGCUUGGAUAAACUGAAAGAAGCCACAAUUCAGCUGGACGAGCUCAACCUGAAGCUGGCCGAGCAGAAGAUUGUGUUGGCGGAGAAAUCGGCCGCCUGCGAAGCUCUCCUUCAAGAGAUCGCCACCAAUACGGCCAUCGCCGAGGAGAAGAAAAAACUGGCCGUCGAGAAAGCCAUGGAGAUCGAAGAGCAGAACAAAGUCAUCGCGGUGGAGAAGCGGGAAGCCGAGACGGCCCUGGCAGAAGCCAUGCCUAUCUUAGAGGCCGCCAAGCUGGAGCUGCAGAAGCUGGAUAAAUCCGAUGUGACGGAGAUCAGGUCCUUCGCAAAGCCCCCCAAGCAGGUGCAGACGGUCUGCGAAUGUAUCCUCAUCAUGCGUGGCUACAAGGAGCUCAACUGGAAGACGGCCAAAGGGAUGAUGUCAGAGGCCAACUUCUUGCGCUCCCUGAUGGAGAUUGACUUUGAUUCGAUCUCACAGGCCCAAGUGAAAUCCGUCCGAGGUUUGCUGAAGACGUUAAACACAACCUUUGAGGAAAUGGAAGUGGUCAGCCGAGCUGGCUUGGGGAUGCUGAAGUUUGUGGACGCCGUCAUGAGUUACUGUGAUGUGGCCAAAGACGUCAAACCCAAGAGAGAAAAGGUGGCCAGGCUGGAACGGAACUUCUUCUUGAGCAAACGGGAACUGGAGAAGAUCCAGGCAGAGCUGACGGCCAUCCAGAACGAGCUGAAAGCCCUGGGAGAUAAGUACGAGGCAGCCAUCAGGGAAAAGCAGCAGCUCCAGGAGGAAGCGGAGAUCAUGGAACGCCGGCUGAUUGCAGCGGACAAGCUGAUCUCCGGCUUGGGAUCGGAAAAUAUCAGGUGGCAGAACGACCUGGAGGAACUCAAGAAGAAGCAGGUGAAGCUUCUGGGAGAUUGUCUGCUCUGCGCGGCCUUCCUGAGCUACGAAGGAGCCUUCACCUGGGAAUUCAGAGCCGAGAUGAUUAAGGAAGUCUGGCAGGCAGACAUCCUGUCCAGGGAGAUCCCACUGAGCCAGCCCUUCCGUUUGGAAAACCUCUUGACCGACGAAGUUGAGAUAAGUCGGUGGGGCUCUCAGGGUCUGCCCCCAGACGAGCUCUCUGUUCAUAACGGGAUCUUGACCACCCGAGCCAGCCGCUUCCCGCUCUGCAUUGACCCCCAGCAGCAAGCCUUAAAUUGGAUCAAGAGGAAAGAAGAGAAAAACAACCUCAGGAUGGCUUCCUUCAACGACCCGGAUUUCCUCAAGCAGCUGGAAAUGGCCAUCAAGUACGGGAACCCUUUCUUGUUCCACGAUGUGGAUGAAUACAUUGACCCGGUCAUUGAUAACGUCUUGGAAAAAAACAUCAAAACCAGCCAGGGACGGAUGUUCAUUAUUCUCGGGGACAAGGAGGUGGACUACGACCCCAACUUCAAGCUCUACCUGAACACCAAGCUGGCUAACCCUAAAUAUUCACCAUCCGUGUUUGGCAAAGCCAUGGUCAUCAACUACACAGUGACCUUGAAGGGGUUGGAGGACCAGCUGCUUAGUGUGAUUGUGGGCUUCGAAAGACGUGAACUGGAAGAGCAACGGGAACAUCUCAUCCAAGAAACCAGUGAGAACAAAAACUUGCUGAAGGACCUGGAAGACUCCCUUCUCCGUGAACUGGCUACCUCCACGGGGAACAUGCUGGACAACGUGGAGCUGGUCCACACCCUGGAGGAGACAAAGGCCAAAGCUAAUGAGGUCUCUGACAAACUCAAGCUGGCCGAGAAAACAGCCAUCGACAUCGACAAACUGCGAGAUGGCUACCGCCCUGCGGCCAAGAGAGGCGCCAUUUUGUUUUUCGUGCUGUCCGAAAUGGCCCUGGUCAACACCAUGUACCAAUACUCCUUGUCCGCCUUCCUGGAUGUCUUCGGUCUCUCGCUCCGGAAAUCUAUGCCCGACACCAUCCUUGCCAAGAGGUUGCGCAACAUCAUGGACACGUUGACUUUUAAUAUUUACAACUACGGCUGCACGGGCUUGUUUGAGAAGCACAAACUCCUUUUCUCCUUCAACAUGACCAUCAAGAUUGAACAGGCCGAUCACAGGGUUCCCCAGGAAGAGCUGGAUUUCUUUCUGAAAGGCAAUCUCUCCUUGGAGAAGAGUGCCCGGAAGAAGCCGUGUCUCUGGCUUGCCGAUCAAGGCUGGGAGGACAUCAUCCGCGUGGCCGAACUCUUCCCGGAAAAAUUCGGCUCUCUUCCAAACGACCUCGAAGAGAAACUCCCUGAUUGGAAAGCGUGGUAUGAUAUCGACGCACUGGAACAAAGUCCGUUCCCCAUGAACUACAACAGCGUCCUCACCAACUUCCAGAAGCUGCUCCUCUUACGAUGCUUCCGAGUGGAUCGGGUCUAUCGUGCCGUGACCGACUAUGUCACCCUCACGAUGGGUGUGAAGUAUGUCCAGCCUCCGGUGAUCAGCUUCGAGGCCAUCUACGAGCAGAGUACCCCUAAUUCACCCAUUGUCUUCAUCCUGAGCCCUGGCUCUGACCCUGCCACUGACCUCAUGAAACUGGCCGAUCGGUCGGGCUUUGGAGGGAACCGGCUCAAAUUCCUGGCAAUGGGCCAGGGGCAGGAGAAGGUGGCGCUGCAGCUGCUGGAGAACGCCGUGGCCCGUGGACAGUGGCUCAUGUUGCAGAAUUGUCAUCUCUUGGUGAAGUGGCUGAUCGACCUGGAGAAGGCCCUCGAAAGGAUUACCAAGCCUCACCCGGAUUUCCGACUCUGGUUGACCACUGACCCCACCAAAGGUUUUCCCAUUGGGAUCCUUCAGAAAUCUCUCAAGGUUGUCACAGAGCCCCCCAACGGCUUGAAGCUCAACAUGAGAGCGACCUUCUUCAAAAUCUCCCACGAGUCCCUCGACCAGUGUCCUCACACCGCCUUCAAGUCCUUGGUCUACGUCUUGGCGUUUUUCCACGCUGUGGUGCAGGAGAGGAGGAAGUUUGGGAAGAUCGGUUGGAACGUCCCCUACGAUUUCAACGAAUCGGAUUUCCAGGUCUGCAUGGAGAUACUCAACACUUACUUGUCCAAAGCUUUCCAGCAAAACGACGACAAAAUUCCAUGGGGGAGCCUGAAGUAUCUCAUCGGAGAGGUGAUGUACGGCGGGCGAGCCAUCGACAGCUUCGACCGGCGCAUCCUUACGAUUUACAUGGACGAAUACCUGGGGGAUUUUAUCUUCGACACUUUCCAGCCUUUCCACUUUUUCUGCAAUGACGAUGUGGAUUACCGAAUCCCCGAAGGGACAUCGAAGGACGAUUAUGUGGAAGAGAUUGAGUCCCUACCACUCGCCAACACGCCAGAGGUGUUUGGUCUGCAUCCGAACGCUGAAAUUGGGUACUAUACCCAGGCAGCCCGCGAUAUGUGGUCGCAUCUCUUAGAGCUACAGCCCCAAACAGGGGAAUCCGGUGCUGGGAUCAGCCGGGACGAGUACAUUGCUCAGGUUGCCAAGGACAUCGAGAACAAGAUGCCCAAGAUUUUCGACCUCGAUCACAUCAGGAAAGCUUUGGGCAUCGACAUCUCGCCGACAACGGUAGUGCUGCUGCAGGAACUGGAGAGGUUCAACAAACUCAUCGUCCGGAUGACCAAAUCCUUGGCCGAGCUGCAGAGGGCCUUGGCUGGGGAGGUUGGCAUGAGCAACGAACUGGACGAAGUGGCCCGGGCUCUCUUCAACGGUCACAUCCCAAACAUCUGGAGGAAGUUGGCUCCCGACACACUGAAGACCCUGGGCAACUGGAUGAUUUAUUUUAAGACCAGGUUUCUCCAGUACACGUCGUGGGUUGAAGACAGCGAGCCCAGCGUCAUGUGGCUGUCGGGGCUGCACAUCCCCGAGUCCUACCUCACGGCGCUUGUCCAAGCCACCUGCAGAAAGAACGGCUGGCCGCUCGACCGCUCCACUUUAUACACCCAAGUCACCAAAUACCGGACCGCCGACGAGGUCACGGAACGGCCGGGCCAAGGGUGUUUUGUGUCCGGCCUGUAUUUGGAGGGGGCCGACUGGGACUUGGACAACGGCUGCCUGGUCAGGAGCAAACCCAAAGUGCUGGUUGUGGAUUUGCCCAUCCUGAAGGUCAUCCCCAUCGAGGCCCAUCGGCUCAAGCUCCAGAACACUUUCCGGACACCCGUCUACACGACCUCCAUGCGGAGAAACGCCAUGGGGGUGGGAUUGGUAUUUGAAGCUGAUCUGUUUACCACAAGGCACAUUUCUCAUUGGGUCCUCCAAGGUGUUUGCCUCACCUUAAAUGCCGAUUGAGCAUCGGUUUCAGCCAUUGCCGUAGCUCCCCUGUUAACCAGCGUUUGGGAAGAGGUGAAGAAAGAAGGGGGGAAAAAAAAAAAACUGGCCACUGGAGGCUUCCUGGUUGCAAAGUUAAGUUUUUGAAGGUUUGUUUUAAAAAAUUUUCAGUUGCCGUUUCUCGUUCCUUUUUAAAAAAAAAAAAAACCACAGCAAAUAUUUAUACAUUGCACUUUUUAUAUCAAUAAUUUUGCAGUUGUGUUUGAUGUGAAAGAUGUAGU
Messenger RNA from Thamnophis elegans (Western terrestrial garter snake), 14084 nucleotides. It is a transcript of the gene DNAH10, whose product is annotated as dynein axonemal heavy chain 10. Gene Ontology annotation, molecular function: minus-end-directed microtubule motor activity; dynein light intermediate chain binding; ATP hydrolysis activity. NCBI's taxonomy places the organism in Eukaryota, Metazoa, Chordata, Lepidosauria, Squamata, Natricidae. The coding region runs from base 1 to 13824 and encodes 4607 amino acids. The record is from RefSeq and is a predicted model, not a curated record. The transcript is spliced from 79 exons. Gene Ontology annotation, biological process: microtubule-based movement. Gene Ontology annotation, cellular component: dynein complex.